GACCAUCAAGCUACACUAAGCAACUUCCUACUACAACUCCAAGGUGGAACAGAAGCAAGUGAAUCAAACGAGUGAAGAUGAAGACUGCUCUCCUUCUCCUCCUCUCUGCCACUGUGGCCUGGAGUUAUCCCAACCAUGUCCCCAAUGGCUACCCUUUCAAUACUGCUGCAGAGAAUCAGAGGAGUCCAGAUUCCUACCUGCAGGAGCUUUACCCUCGCAAUAUUCCUGACGAUGCAGCUGCUGUUGCUUCGACGCACCCACAGGGGGAGGUGAUGGCCCAGUCAAUCUGCACCAGCAUUGCAGGUGGUCAGGGAUGGAUCUAUGCUGUGCAACGCAGCUGCGGAGGUGCAGGCACCUGCACUCAAAUUUGCACCAGUGCAAAACUGCGCAGCCAGGACCCACAGACACAGGGGAGGCAGUGGUUUGCUGUUGCUGCUAUUCAUGUGUACGCCAACCGUCCCUGCUCUACCCCUGGAACUCCUGCCAACCCCCACAUUGGUCUGAAGGUGUUCCGAUAUGGCGACAUUAAUGCCGCUGGUUGUGGUCCCAACUGGUGCUGCUGCUCAGUUCCCGCCUGAUGCCUAGUUGUGGACUAUCAUAAUGACACUGGAACUUGUAUAUAGCAGUAGUUGACUAACAGUAGAAACAUUCUGGUUGUUUGAUAAUAAACUCAUUGUAGGACAGUAUAAACUUUUCAACGUAUCGCGC
Geodia barretti is the source of this 708-nucleotide messenger RNA. The record is from the annotation of a GenBank genome assembly. Lineage: Eukaryota; Metazoa; Porifera; Demospongiae; Tetractinellida; Geodiidae.